AUGGAGUAUAUGAUCUUCGCAAAGAAUAAGAAGGAAAAUUCUAAGCAAAUCUAUGCAUCUCUACUCGCAGUUUUCGGAAUUUUUGCAGUAUGUGGGUGUAUAAUGUAUCUCGGACAAUCACAGCAUCAAGAUUCGUUAAUUCAAGGCUUUAAAAUUGAAGAGCAGGAGUUUGUUAAAUUUAUAGCAAAACAUAAUAAGCAGUACAGGAGUGACGAGGAGUAUGCUAAACGAUUCAAAAUAUUCAGAGAUAACUCAGCGUUCAUCAGAAUCCACAACUCUAUGCAUUUGGACUGGAUUUUGGGCAUAAACCAAUUUUCUGAUCUGCUGCCAAUAGAAUUUUCUGCUUUAUAUAUUUCACAUAUAGAUUAUAAGCCACCUACCAAUUAUAAUAAAAAAUCCCAUAUUCAUAUUCCUUCAGCAGUAGACUGAAAAGAAAGUGGUGCAGUAACAGACGUAAAAGAUCAAGGAAUGUGUGGAAGCUGCUGGGCUUUUUCAUCUACAGGUGCUAUAGAAGGAGCCUGAAAAAUAUCCAAAGGUGAGCUUAUUUCGUUGUCUGAGCAACAGCUAGUUUCGUGCUCAAAUUCUUAUGGAAACUUAGGCUGCAAUGGUGGGCUAAUGGACUAUGCAUUUCAGUAUGUCAAAAGUAAAGGAAUUACCAGUGAGGAUAAAUGGCCAUAUGGCUCUGGAGGAGGAAAUUAUAUUGAAUGUGACUCCUCACUUGAGAAAGACUCAGUCCUCAAAAUUAGUGGAUUCCAAGAUGUGGAGCCAGAAAGCAAAGAUGCACUGAUGGGGGCAAUUUCUAAACAACCAGUUUCGGUGGCAGUUGAGGCUACAGUUGGAAUAUGGCAGCACUAUGCAGGAGGAGUUGUGACUGAAGGGUGUGGAACUGGCCUAGAUCAUGGAGUUUUAGCAGUUGGAUAUGAUAGUGCAGCUGAUCCUCCUUAUUAUCUUAUAAAAAACUCAUGGGGAAAUAGCUGGGGUCUUGAAGGAUAUAUAAAAUUGGGAAUUUCUGAUGGAUAUGGGGUUUGUGGAAUAAAUAUGAUGGCAAGCUAUCCUGUAGUUUAA
Blepharisma stoltei is the source of this 1065-nucleotide messenger RNA. Lineage: Eukaryota; Ciliophora; Heterotrichea; Heterotrichida; Blepharismidae. The record is from the annotation of a GenBank genome assembly.